Molecule: messenger RNA, 804 nt
Organism: Suillus bovinus
Lineage: Eukaryota; Fungi; Basidiomycota; Agaricomycetes; Boletales; Suillaceae
Exons: 5
Coding region: 1-804 (267 amino acids)
Biological process (GO): mycotoxin biosynthetic process
Source: RefSeq, a predicted model, not a curated record
AUGCGCAAGGAGUACUACUCUCAAUAUUCUCCUCUCGAUGAGGUCGACGAUAACGGUACUACUAAGCUCCUUGACAGCGACAUAGUAACUAGUCUUCCGCCGCAAUCUCGCUUCCUUGACCUGUGGCCAUGGCUUAGCCACGGUGUACUGAUGUCCAUGAUUUUGGUGUUCUUUACACUAUGGGCACGGGCGCCUUCCAUAGAUGACGUGGUUCUAUUUUCUCCAGCAAACGAGGCAGUCGAAUCCAUCGGCAUCAUAAAAUUUAAUGGAAGUUUUAAGGCUACUUCCAUAUAUCGUGACAGCCCAUCCCCAGAGCUCGACGCCAUUUGGGAUGAAAUAUCUCUUAAUGUGCGUCCAGUCCGUAUGACCCUUGAGCAACUGCUCAGAACAGGGGAGAAACCUUCUCCUGCCAUGGUUAGGUAUCCGGACGAAUACGGUGGAGGUUACAUGGCAACUGUAGAAGUCAUUCACCAGCUCCAUUGCUUAGACAUACUUCGCAAAGCCAGCUGGGGUAACAUUGACUAUAACCAUGGGGACGUGCAUAUAUCCCCUGAAGAAUUUCGUACUCAAAUUGACCACUGCGUUGAGAUCCUCAGGCAGUUCUCCAUGUGUGGUGGCGAUGUGACCAUGAUAACGCAUGAUUGGGUGGAGGGAAGAACAAAACCAUUUGCUGAUUUUAACGUUCAUCAUCAAUGUAGAAACUUUGACAAGAUCUUAGAUUGGGUCGAUGAGCAUCGUGUUUUUGUCCCUAAAUCGCAGAUGGUCCGCUUGGACGAUAACGUGGACCUGCCUUCCCCCCCUUGA